CUUAGUGUGUGUGUGUGUAUGUGUGUGUUUGGGUGUGUGUCUGUGUGUACACAGACGUCCACUAGCUAACUCAGCUGCAGGAGCAGUCCCUGGAAGCAGACGUUUCGGCCACAGACCCAGAGAGGAGGAGCUGACAAUCAGGAGGCGUGAGCCGCCAGGAGUCUGCAGAAUUCGUGGUGUGAAUGAACUGGGGGCAUCUUGGGCACAGGGAUUGCCCCCCCUCCUUCCCCGCCUCGGGCCACAGUUGAGUAGUGGGGCAUUUUUUUUCACCUUCUUGUGAAGAAUUUUUUUUUAUUAUUUGUUGUAAAGUCUUUUGCACAAUCACGCCCACAUUUGGGGUUGGAAAGCCCUAAUUACCGCCGUCGCUGAUGGACGUUAGAGAGGGAGCGCCUCGCCGCGGAACAGUCGCCUGCGCGCCCUCGUCGGACCCGCGGCUCCUGCACUGUGUCCCCGCUCGGCCCUGCGCUUGCUGCUCGCCCGCGCGCGCCGGCGCCCUCUCGGUUCCUGGGCACAUUUCCACGCUAUACCAGCUCCUCGGUCCGAGCCCGGGCGCCAGUGCUCGCUUCCGCUCCGGGUCGCUGCGCCCACCCGACGCGCCCAGGAGGACUCCGCAGUCCUGCUUUGGAUCGUCCCCCAAGGCUUAACCCCGACGCUUCGCUUGAAUUCCUCGGCAGCCUUCACUCGGGUGGCGACUUCCUCUCCGCGCCCCCUCCCCCUCGCCAUGAAGAAGCCCAUUGGAAUAUUAAGCCCGGGAGUGGCUUUGGGGACCGCUGGAGGUGCCAUGUCUUCCAAGUUCUUCCUAAUGGCUUUGGCCACGUUUUUCUCCUUCGCCCAGGUUGUUAUAGAAGCUAAUUCUUGGUGGUCUCUAGGUAUGAAUAACCCUGUUCAGAUGUCAGAAGUAUAUAUCAUAGGUGCACAGCCUCUCUGCAGCCAACUGGCAGGACUUUCUCAAGGACAGAAGAAACUCUGUCACUUGUAUCAGGACCACAUGCAGUACAUUGGAGAAGGUGCGAAGACAGGCAUCAAGGAAUGCCAGUACCAGUUCCGGCAUCGGAGAUGGAACUGCAGCACAGUGGACAAUACUUCUGUCUUUGGCAGGGUGAUGCAAAUAGGCAGCCGAGAGACGGCCUUCACGUACGCGGUGAGCGCAGCUGGAGUGGUGAACGCCAUGAGCCGAGCAUGCCGGGAGGGCGAGCUGUCUACCUGUGGCUGCAGUCGUGCUGCGCGCCCCAAGGACCUGCCUCGGGACUGGUUGUGGGGCGGCUGCGGGGACAACAUCGACUAUGGCUACCGCUUCGCCAAGGAGUUCGUGGACGCUAGAGAAAGGGAACGAAUCCAUGCCAAGGGCUCCUAUGAGAGCGCACGCAUCCUCAUGAACUUACACAACAAUGAAGCAGGCCGCAGGACAGUAUACAACCUGGCAGAUGUAGCCUGUAAGUGUCAUGGAGUGUCUGGCUCGUGUAGCCUCAAGACGUGCUGGCUGCAGCUCGCGGACUUCCGGAAGGUGGGCGAUGCCCUCAAGGAGAAGUAUGAUAGCGCAGCAGCCAUGAGGCUCAACAGCCGGGGCAAGCUGGUGCAGGUCAACAGUCGCUUCAACUCCCCGACCACACAGGACCUGGUCUACAUCGAUCCAAGUCCGGACUACUGUGUGCGCAACGAGAGCACUGGCUCACUGGGCACACAGGGACGCCUGUGCAACAAGACCUCAGAGGGGAUGGAUGGCUGCGAGCUCAUGUGCUGUGGGCGUGGCUAUGACCAAUUUAAGACCGUGCAGACCGAACGCUGUCAUUGCAAGUUUCACUGGUGCUGCUAUGUCAAAUGCAAGAAGUGCACGGAGAUUGUGGAUCAGUUCGUGUGCAAAUAGUGGUGUGCCUGCCCUUCACCCAGUCCCACUCCCAGGACCCACUUAUUUAUAGAAAGUACAGUGCUUCUGGUUCUUUUUAUUUCUCCCCCAAGAAUUGCAGCUGGAACCAUGUGUUGUUGUUGUUGGUUUUUUUUUUUUUUUUUCUUUUCUGUUACCAUCUAAGAACUCUGUGGUCUAUUAUUAAUAUUAUAAUUAAUAUUUGGCAAUAGUGGGGGAAACUAAGAAAAAUAUUUAUUUUGAGGAUCUUUGCAAAGUUAGUACAAAACUUCUUUCUUCUGAUGCUACAGGAUAAAGGGGAAAAACCAUGUAUUCGAACUUAUCUGUGCAGUUGGGGUUCACAUCUAGAAGGUGUAGGAGCUAUUUUCUUCUUAAACAGAGAGUCCUUUGAGAUGGGUGGUAUCCAGGUGAAAGAGGAGGUACAGACCUAUGAAUGACAGUUCCUGUGACCAAAAUAAAAUGCAGGUGCUCUGGUACAAAAGAUCUUAAAUAUAGCUAUAUUAAGUAUACAUAUAUGCCAAAAAUACAGAAUAUGAGACACUCCCUAACCCAGAGCUUACUAGCCUGGUUUUUGUUUUUGUUUUUGUUUUGUUUUUGUUUUUGUUUUGGUGUGUGCAUGUGUAUUUCUAGAAUGAUCUUUUAGAAGGUACAAGCAAGAAUCUCAUAUCUUCAGAAGCAGGCAUAUCAUGUAUAUUACUAUGUCCCACCUUCAGAUACUCCAUUCAUGGAU
This is a messenger RNA of Mus pahari (shrew mouse), 2591 nucleotides long. RefSeq names its product Wnt family member 5A (gene Wnt5a). The record is from RefSeq and is a predicted model, not a curated record. Bases 722 to 1864 code for a protein of 380 amino acids. Gene Ontology annotation, cellular component: extracellular region. Gene Ontology annotation, molecular function: frizzled binding; cytokine activity. Gene Ontology annotation, biological process: neuron differentiation; cell fate commitment; canonical Wnt signaling pathway. The transcript is spliced from 5 exons. NCBI's taxonomy places the organism in Eukaryota, Metazoa, Chordata, Mammalia, Rodentia, Muridae.